UCUUUCAGUUCUGUGGGAGCGCUGCGGAAUGGACGAGGAGAUGCCAGAGGGCCUCGACGGCUUUGGGGGAGACGACUACGAUGAGGAGAUGGGCAUGGACGAGCCAGACGACCUGCCGGAAGGGAUCCAAAAAGAGAUCAUUACCCCUGCAGAGUCUGAAUGGCGGAUGCCCAAGAAGGGUGACGAGGUGAAAGUUCACUACGUGGGAACUUUGACCGAUGGGAGCAAGUUUGACUCGUCCCGAGACAGAAACCAGCCCUUGGAGUUUGCCCUCGGAGGUGGACAAGUCAUCAAGGGCUGGGACUUGGCCGUCAAGACAAUGAAGAAAGGUGAAAUUGCCAAGUUCACUAUCGCGGCGGAAUACGCCUACGGUGAAGAAGGCUCGCCACCUGAAAUCCCACCUCAGGCGACCUUGGUCUUUGAGAUAGAGCUUUUGGGUUGGGUGUCCAAAGAUGAUCUCUUUGGGGACGAGGGCGCAAUAAAGACCCAGCUGAAAGAAGGCUCCGGAUGGAGGACUCCCAACGCUGGAAAUGAGGUCCUCAUGAGCAUUUGUACGAAGGCUUCAGAUGACAGCGUCCUGGAGGAGAAAAUAAAGGUGGAGUACACUCUGUCCUCCGGCACGCUCGGAGCGUUGAGCAAAGUUGCUGACAAGGCUUUGGAGAACAUGAAAAAGGGAGAAGAAGUCUCUGUCAAAUGCAAGAAGGCCUAUUUCCUUGACAGCCACCCAGAUGGCGGCACGGUUGAAAUCACGUUGCACGAGAUGUAUGACCUCAAGGACGUGUCGUUCGCCAAAGAUAAGUCACUAAUGAAGAAGCAGGUCAGAGAAGGAGAAGGCUACGAAUCUCCCAAAGAUGCCUGGAAAGUGAAGCUGACCGUCGAAGUGGCCGGUAAGUCCGAGACGCUCGACUUUACUGCCGGCAAUGGUGAAGUGUGCGACGCCUUGGAAGGCGCUGUUCUGGAGAUGAAGAAGGGCGAGAGAGCCAUUCUUACGUGCUCCAGGCCAAACAGCUGCACAGAACCCCGGCUUGGACUCGCUCCCAGUGGUGAGACUGUCAUGGUGCUGGAGCUGGUCGAUUUUGAGAAGCAGAAGGACCAAUGGGAGCUCUCAGAAGAUGAGAAGGUGCAGCGAGGCCAAGACCGUAAAGAAGUAGGCAGCAACCUCUUCAAACAAGGCAGAAUAGAGUUGGCCCUGGAGAGGUACAAGAAGGUAAUGGAUCUCUUCAACUACAUUGAUAAUUUUACGGAGGAAAACAAGGCGAAGGCCAAAGAGCUAAAGAGGCUUUGCGAUCUGAACAAAGCUGCCUGUCAUCUUAAGCUGAAGCAGCACCAAGAUGCGAGAAGGUGCUGUAACAAUGUGCUGAAAGAUGAGAGUGAAAACCGGAAGGCACUGUUCCGGCGCGCACAAGCAGCUUUUGGCCUCUACGAAUACGCAGAGUGUCUUCGCGACAUAAAGCGAAUCCUGGAGCUUGAUCCAGACAAUCGUGAAGCCAAAGUUCUUUACAAACAGGCACUCGUUGGACAGAAAGAGGAGGAUCAGAAGGUCAAGGGAAUGUUCGCGAAGAUGUGCAAAGGCAUUGCUUCACCUGCCAAGGCCAAUGGUGCAGCCGAGAGAGCCAAUGGUGCCAAUGGAGCGCCAAGCGGUGAGGCAGAGAAGGAGAUUGAGUAAACCACUCAGGCCGCAAAUUGGAUGCUUUUUCUGCUCUGAUUUGACGCGUGAAAGGUUUGAAUGUCCGGGGGUGUCCCUUUGACGAAAGAUGUUGAGGGGACUCUCUUGGACACCGACAUUAAGCAGACUUGCACUUGCAAGUAAAACAAUCGCUACAUGUUAACCAGUUGCAAAAGGUGUCGGAACAGCUGGAAGUUUUAAUAGCUCGACUAGCCGCCCGCUGCCGCAUUUGCACAGCAUGACAAUCUCGUUGGAUCCGAG
This is a messenger RNA of Cladocopium goreaui, 1927 nucleotides long. The record is from the annotation of a GenBank genome assembly. Lineage: Eukaryota; Dinophyceae; Suessiales; Symbiodiniaceae.